AGUCCUUCUCCUCGUAGUAGUUGCAGCUCUUUCUUCGCCUUUUUUUCUUUUUCCUUUUUUUUUCUAAAUAAAAAAAGAUUGUUUUGUGUUUUUAAUAAUAAAAAAUCAGUAACCAUACUGUGUGCAGUGCCGCGCUCGACUUCCAAUAAAGUCGAUAUCGUAUAAUAUAUAUAGUGUGAUACAGUGGUGACUUUUACUUCGGUUGCAGCAAUCGCGUUCGAUCGCGCGUGGUAUUACAUAUUUGUAUAUAACAUUCAAGGCUGAGAUGAUGCUGCUGCAGUGAGUGGGUUUUUCUUUAUUUUUUUCGUAUACCGAGAGAAAAAAAGAGAGAAUAAAAAAAAUCGUGGCAGUGCAAUCAACAUCGUCGAGAACGUCGUCGUUACAUUCGCUUUUAUAUAUUCCGUAUAAAAGAAUCGAAAUAGAUCGAAAUUCAUCAGCCGUCAAGUCAUUGUGCAAAUAAAGUAAUUGUUGUGUUGAGUGUAGCAUAUAGCAAAUAGUCCAAGUUUUAAUUGUUUGGUUAAAAACAACGAGUCUCGUCUUAUUUUUACUCAAAUUGGAAGUUCGAGCAAAUCAACAGAUUUAUAAUGGUUUCGAGACGGAAAAUCCUGUCCCGGUCGCGAGACAAUCUCGCGGACACACAGUACGAGGUCGAGGAAGAAGAAGACGUCUGGUACAACGUCGACAAAUUAUAUAAGGAUCACAUACAGGAAGUGCUGGACAAGUGGAAUCAGAUCGACGACGAGAUCUGGGCUAAGGUCAUUGUCUUCGAGAGAAACAGACGAGUCGCGAAAGCGUACGCGAGGGCGCCCGUGCUCACCGUCAAUGACUCCAUGGACGGCUUCGAUGGAUUUAGAAUAGGACUGUGCGGCUUCGACAAUCCGAUGCGCGACGCCAAGACGGAGGAGGCCAGACGACAGAUAAACCACGGCGUGAAGAUCAAGAUGGACGGCGACGGCAACAUACUGAUCAAGCGCAUGUGCAAAAGCAACGUCUACGUGAGGCCCACGAGUCAGGCCGAGAACGCGAUCGGCCCCGAAAUCGUUCGCAAUUCUCAGGGCGCCCUCGAGUACGACAAACCCGGAAAGCUCUUCGACAUGGCCAAAUUCUCGGCCAAUCUGACGCAGGAGACGAGGCAGGCCUACCCGGACAGACGGCGACUCGAGACCCAGUGUCUAAGCGCCAUCGUCUUCGUGAAGACGGACGCGGAUCUGCUGCAGUGCCCCAUCUGGGUGCUCAUCGUCAACGUUGUAGGUCUUGACAUGUUGAAGUCGAAGCUACCGCCAGUUGGAGCAGUACCGAGGCCGGUGGACAUAAAAAAUCGGCCGCGCAUACCGAUCCCCGACGAGGAUCCCUACAGCAUCGCCGGCACCUCGAGCUCGACCGAGCGCGGCAUCGGCAGCAGCAGCGGCGGCGGUGGUCAUCCAGCCUUCGCCGCCUACAAGCAGCACCAGCUGGAGCGCGAGCACGCCCGCCUGACGGGACAUCGGCGAGGCGGCGGCUCCGCCGGUGGCGCUGGAAAGCCACCGAAAUUGCCGCCGAGAGAGAAUCUCUACGGUCACGACAUUCCUAAGCCGGAUUACGACGACAUCGAGAACGAUUACGCGCCGAGCUCGGCCAGAGCCGCAGCCAUGGACGACAAGAAGAGUAAAAAGGAAAAUAAUAAGAAAUACGACGAUCCUUACUACUGCGGUCUACGGGCGCGCGUACCGAAUUUCGUCAAGAUGGCCAACAAGAGCAACGGCCACCACUUGGCCGUGCCCACGGUCCAGCCGGCCAUGUCCAUGUCCAAGAUCUACGCGCACUCGCAUCGCUCGUCCCAGCAGCAUCAGCAGCAGCAAUACGUCCACAGCAACGGCAACGGCCAUCAUCAUCCGCAUCAUCAUCAUCAACACAGCAACGGACACGGGCAUCAUCCGCAGGCGGUGGCCAACGCGGCGGCCUACGCCUAUCCCCUGCACCAUAGUCAAUCGGCCCAGAUCUACGGCCAUCUGCCCGCCGAUCUCGUGAGCAAGCGCCAGCCCAUCAUGUACCACGCGAGAAGCUUCGAGAGCGGACUCGAUGUGGACGACAGAAUCGACUCACCUUACAAUCACAUUUACGGAAGACUGCCAAUACCAACGAGGGGCGUAAUACCCCCAGCACCACGGGCUAUGUUCAUUGGCGAAUGGGACUGAAAUCUGAUUAGACGAAUUUAGCUUAUGUAAUUACCGAUUAAAAAUGGGGAAGAGAAGGCAGCCUCUCUCUCUCUCUCUGCGCUCGUUGUCUACCAGACGUACGGAUUUUUGUUGUCUUUCUUUGACUCUGAAGAAUUGUGUCUUUUCAUUCCCAGGAGAUACGAGACAAGAGAGUGAGCGAGAGAGAGAGAGCAGCAGCGGCAGCAUCAGCAUCGUGCACGAACGUCGAUAAUAGAAAUUUUAUCGAUCGACUCGUCCGUAUCUCUGUAUGAUGUAGCACUAUAUGCACCGAAAAAGGCGAGGGGACAGAAAGAGAGAAGAGUUCUUGUAAAAUAUUAGAUUGUAAAUUGUUAAAAACUUAUUUUUGUAAUUCAUAUUGAACACGAUAAUUAUUUAACGUGUAGAAAGUAUAAAGUACGAACACUAGUGUGCCAUGUGCAUGGAGAACAGUGGCAAGCGCUUGACUCUCGUAUCACGUUUCUGAGUCAAUAAUAAUUAUUAUUUUUUAUAUACAUAAUCUAUCAUGCAUAGAAAGAAGAUUAUUUGGUUUAUCUACAUGUAAAUCAAUCGAAUAGUACUUCUCGCGAUUCAUUAUAAAAAAUUAGAAUGAAUGCUUGAUGAUGUAGAAUAUUAUGAUCCGCGUCAACAAUGAAACGCUGCGAUUAUACGACGAUUUUUUUUUUUUUUUUUUUAAAUAAAUGUAGUUAUUGUAAGCCUCAGAAAAAUUUGCAAAAAAAGUAGAUCUUACUGAAAAACUUAUGUUUAUAGUCGUAAAAAAAUCUUACAUUAUUUAUAACUUACAGCACUCGUCACAAUUUAUUUUAUAAUAAGUGCAUUGGACAGCGAUUUUAAAAAUCGUUACAACGUAUCCACGUUGCACGUAAUAAACGGAAGCAUGACAUAGGAAAAUCUCUCUCGGGCUAAAUUAAUCUUUUAUACAUCACGUGAAACUGCAAAUUUUUAAUUUCAGUUUCCACGAUUUCUCAGAUCUUUCACUUUGUAAAUGCGCACAAGCCAAUGUUCGGUCGUGUAGGCCUCUUCCAAAGUAGUCAAAUCGAAGUCUUUGUUACCGA
Molecule: messenger RNA, 3247 nt
Organism: Trichogramma pretiosum
Lineage: Eukaryota; Metazoa; Arthropoda; Insecta; Hymenoptera; Trichogrammatidae
Gene: exp
Exons: 9
Coding region: 585-2174 (529 amino acids)
Biological process (GO): regulation of DNA-templated transcription
Molecular function (GO): protein binding
Source: RefSeq, a predicted model, not a curated record